Molecule: messenger RNA, 2280 nt
Organism: Paramecium tetraurelia
Lineage: Eukaryota; Ciliophora; Oligohymenophorea; Peniculida; Parameciidae
Exons: 2
Source: RefSeq, a predicted model, not a curated record
AUGAACUCCAAACAACAACACAUGACGGCUUGUCCAGCAAUUUUGAAGGGAGAUGAUCUUCCUGAUGAUACUCCACUUAAGAUGCAGAAUUCCAAUAUCCCAAAACCUAUUAUUUCAAAGAAAUUAAUGCCUUAAGUGAAUAAUGAAAUACUUUACGAAAGACUCAAUUAAGAGGCUGAAAUAUUUAAGUAGAACAAUUAAAUGUUGAAGGAAUAUUACGAAUCAGAAGAAUUACGACCCUGCUCAUUUGCUCCUUAAACCCUGAAUGACGGUUAGGAAAAAAGAUCACUCUAUUAAUUUUUAUUCGAUCAAUAGAAUCAUGUUAUGAAAGUAGAAUAGAAGUUGGAAUAAAUUAAAUAAAAUGAAUUGGAACGUGAUCUCUAACACCCAUAUCAUCCAAAGACUAAUGAAUUCAACUUUUCGAAUAGAAAUGAAACAAUCCCUACUUAUGAGAGAUUGUACAAUCUGAACUAAAAGAAACCCUCUGAACCAUAGAUGUAACAAUCAGAAUCUACUGUCGAUUAUAAGCCAUUAAUUUAAUAGAAGUCACAAAACAUAGUGCGUAAUCAGAAGGUGGAGGACAUCCUUUACCAAGAUGCCCAAAGGAGAUUAUAGAAACAGAAGGAAGUACAAGAUAAGAAAAAUACAACCAAAGUAGUCACUGUGAAUGUUAAAUUCACAUCAAACAAUAGCGAGAAGAUAGUGGCUCAAAAAUUCAUAAGAGAGUUCGAAACUGUAAUAGAUUGGAUUUUUGAUCAAACAGGAUAAGAUAGACCAUCAAAUGUAUCAUUCUCAAUUGACUAUCUCAAAUUAGGAGAAAUACUGUAACGUUUAGGAUUUUUGAAUCAAUUGCAAUUAAAGGAGAGCAAUGAAAAGGCUGUUGAAUUUGAGAAUCUGCGUUUAUCUGAAGAAAGAGCCUUAUUAUGCGAAAUUUGGACUGUUUUGAGAGGAGAUGAACUAGGUGGUAUCAGCAAAAGGAACUUGUGUUUAUUUUUGUUGACUUUGAUUGGCAUUACAGAUUUUAAAAUCAAAGAAUUACCUUCUGCUUAAAAUGAAGAGGUUCCUAAUUACUAGAAAUCCAUUCAACCAUAAUAACAUAAAAUUGUUACUGCUCAUUAACCUAAUGAUAGACCUAAGUUAGGAACUAUUGAUAAGGACGGCAAUAUCAUUUUCACAUUCGAAGAGACCAAAAAGAUUCAAAAGCAAUUCGAUAUUUUAUAUAGAAAUAGAUUAGGCUGUGAGGAAUUGAAGAAAAUUAAUUGGAAGGAUGAAAACCCCUAUAAACCAUAAAUAUUACCUUAAUCAAAGCAAUUGGCCAAUUAGUUUAGAGAGAAAGUAUUAGAAUAGACAGCUAAUCUAAUUGAUAAUCAGUUGAUUAAAGUAAAUAUACCUGAAAAUGGAUAAAUUACACAUGCAGAUUUGUUGGUUUUACAAAAGAAAGCUGUAGAAUAUCACAAAGAAUAGAAGAAAUAAGAGAUAUUAUAAUAAUAAUUAGAUAAAUGUCCAUUCAAACCAUAAUUGAUGAGUAAUAACAAUUACAGUAUUGAUGAAAGGAAAAGUUAGUCAAAGAAAUCUGAGAAAUAUUUGCAAUUGUAUUCACUGGCUAAGCCUACUACUUCAAAAAGAGACAGAACUACAGAAGAAAUAGAAUAUGAAAAAUAAUAAGAAGAAUGCACUUUCCAACCUGGUCUCGUUAACAAAGGAAGUUAAUAACAGAAAUAAGAGAAUCAUUUUGUAAAUAAGGAUGUAGAUAAAACAGUGUAGAGAAUGAGAUAAGCUAGAUAAAGAAGAGAAGAAGUGUAAGGCAUGUUGGAAAGAGGAUAUAAGAGUAACAAACCAGUAUAAUAGUAACAACAAUCCAACCAAUAGUCCAACGUAAGUAGAAGCUAGUCCUAAAAUCAAUUGAAAUAAACAACACAGUCAUCAAGAUAGAAAAGUCUACAAUCAUAAGAAUCGCAAUAAAUGAAUACUUUUUAAUCAUAGAAUUUCCAUAUGGAUGAGUCAUAACCAAAGGAAGAAUAGAGUGUCGUUAGAUCUGGCAAGUAGGAUGAGAGAAUACCUUUGUUAUUCGUUGAUGUGAAUCUAGGACCAAGUAAGACUGAGAGAAUUGUUGUGUAUGAAGGGGAUUAGUCUUGUGAUUUGGCUGCUCGAUUUGCUCAAGAACACAAUUUGGAUGAGUUCAUGCAAGAUAAGUUAAAGGAAUUACUUGACUACUAAAUAAGUGGAUUGCUUACUAAAAUUGAUGAAGAAGAAGGAGCCUUAAGUGAUAAUGAUUAAUGA